AAUAACACGGAAAAACUCCUUAAUCCGAACCAUAUACAGUGUAUUUUGGAUUACCGAGACUGUAUCGUGUAUAUUUCUAGUUAACCUGUAUACAUAUUAUGAAAGAGAAAAGAUAAAUUAGGAAAACUUCGUAUCAUCUUCAACGUGAUUGGCAAAGAGUUUUUCCGAAUCAUCCUAUCAGCGGAGAUAGUGUAUAUGACGACGAAUGUAUUAAAUAUAAUGAAACAAACAUCUUGAAGGAGAUUCAUAAUAUUAUUCGCCAUGUCUGGAGUCUGGUAUUGCGUUUGCAUCCCAACUGAGAGCCACGAACAAAAAUUAUAUUUUUUUGAUACUCCCGAAGAGAAGAAUAAACACGAAAAUCAAGAAAACAAAGGAUACCAAAAUGGAAAUAUACUGAAUAAUAACAAUAAAAUUUCUCAGGAUUCGUGUGUUAUUCAGUUAAACGAAAGUAAAAAGGAUGAUCUAAAAAAAGUUCCUUUGGAUGAGGAUGAUGAAGAUGCUCCUUUAGCACAGUUAUUAAAACAAUGCCUGGACAAACUAGAAAUUCAAGAUGCAGUAUGGAGUACCAACAAAGAAAACACUUAUCACCAGAUUUAUUUUCCUUGCGGCCCCGGGAUAAGAUCAGAUUAUGUGCUAAGAACAUUAAUGGAGAAAGGAAUUGGUGUACGUUCUGGAUCUACAAUUGGGUUGGUAUAUAAAAGUUGUUCCUUGCGCUGUCUUUUAUCGAGACGAAGAUUUAGAUUCAGAUGAAGCAAUUUCUUCGGAUGAAGAACCAGA
Molecule: messenger RNA, 777 nt
Organism: Centruroides sculpturatus (bark scorpion)
Lineage: Eukaryota; Metazoa; Arthropoda; Arachnida; Scorpiones; Buthidae
Exons: 6
Coding region: 262-750 (162 amino acids)
Source: RefSeq, a predicted model, not a curated record